This is a messenger RNA of Mercenaria mercenaria, 1436 nucleotides long. Its product is annotated as neuronal acetylcholine receptor subunit alpha-6-like. The transcript has a single exon. Gene Ontology annotation, cellular component: neuron projection; membrane; synapse. Gene Ontology annotation, biological process: chemical synaptic transmission; nervous system process; monoatomic ion transmembrane transport. NCBI's taxonomy places the organism in Eukaryota, Metazoa, Mollusca, Bivalvia, Venerida, Veneridae. The record is from RefSeq and is a predicted model, not a curated record. Gene Ontology annotation, molecular function: neurotransmitter receptor activity; transmembrane signaling receptor activity; extracellular ligand-gated monoatomic ion channel activity. The coding region runs from base 7 to 1101 and encodes 364 amino acids.
GUUACUAUGGAAUUGGUAAACAUCAAAGAAUUCGACGAGGUAUCGGAACAGAUAUCAGUCGUUAUUAUCUUGUACCUAACAUGGAUGGACAGUCGGCUUACAUGGGAUCCGCUUGAGUUCAAUGGUACGAAAAAUGUCAAUAUACCCGUUACUAUGAUCUGGAAGCCGAACCUUAUCCUCACAUCUCCUGUCGGUAAAGUAAUUCCUGUAGGAGGUGACCAGGACUGGGUAGUAGUGAGAUGCUUGUAUGAUGGAAGAAUAUUGUGGAAUCCAGCAGAUACGACCACAUCCUCGUGCAAUAUCGAUGUAAGCUAUUUUCCAUUUGAUGAACAAACUUGUACUUUAACAUUCAUACCAUGGGGCUACCAAACACAUGAAAUUUUGCUCACAGGCGUUGAAGAUAAGGUUCGUCAAACAUUCUAUAGCGAAAACGGCGGAUGGAUCCUAGCUGAUUCUCGUGUAAUAUCCGGUGAUGUUUUAGAUGGAUAUUUCUCUCAGUAUACGGUUACAUUUCACCUUAAAAGACGUUCAGUUUUCUUCUUAGUGAAUGCUGUUGUACCAGUUAUUUUAAUAAGUUUCCUGAACGUUCUUGUGUUCUUUCUUCCGGUGGAAAGUGGAGAGCGUGUGUCAUACGCCAUUACGGUUUUCCUAGCGUUAGCUGUUUUCAUGACCAUUGUUAGUGAAAAUUUGCCGAAAAAUUCUAAACACAUGGCUAUAAUUUGUUACCUGUUGUUGCUAAAUGUUGGACACAGCGCGGUCAUAUGUUUUGAAACUAUAAUUUGCCUCGUUACUUACUACAGGGAAGGACAAGUUCCAAAUUUAGUGACCAGAAUUUGUUUUCGAAAACCACGUGGCACAUGCAAAUGGCGGAAAAUACAUACAGAAGGGAUAAAGGUCACGCAUAAGGUGAAACUGGCUGACAACGGGGAAGAAAAAGACACCAGUCGUGAGAAACCCGCUGUGAAUACUACUCAAAACGAAGAAAAGAAGAUAUCAUGGCGAGAUGUUAGUCACAAACUGGACAAAAUUUUCGGACUUGGAGCUGUAGUUUUGCUCAUUACCUCUGUUGCAAUUUUCAUGACUUUUGUUGCAUUUCAGUAGCGUUUAUGAUAUCAAGAUAAUUUGAUUCCUCAUAUGGCAAGAUGGUUGCCUCAAUUAAACAGUUAAUGCCGGUGUGUAUACUAAUAUGCGGUUGUGCUCGUGUAUUCUUAAUUAUUUUUGGAAGCCUUUAUUCAUAUCAUGUAUCUUCGUACUCAAUUAGCAAUAACAAUUUUCUAACAAUAUCGUAAACCUCGUAUAACUGCAGAAAAGUGGUCAUUUUAAUGUUAUUACUGCCGCUUCAAAAUAUUAGGAAACGAAGCAAGGCAUAACUCCUAACAAGGGCGCAGUUAAACUUUUUUUAAUUACUAGUAAUUUAAUUUGUUUGCGUGGGGAGA